Messenger RNA from Marmota monax (woodchuck), 6035 nucleotides. It is a transcript of the gene Znf354c, whose product is annotated as zinc finger protein 354C. Lineage: Eukaryota; Metazoa; Chordata; Mammalia; Rodentia; Sciuridae. Gene Ontology annotation, biological process: regulation of transcription by RNA polymerase II. Gene Ontology annotation, cellular component: nucleus. The record is from RefSeq and is a predicted model, not a curated record. Bases 213 to 1841 code for a protein of 542 amino acids. The transcript has 5 exons. Gene Ontology annotation, molecular function: DNA-binding transcription activator activity, RNA polymerase II-specific; RNA polymerase II cis-regulatory region sequence-specific DNA binding.
UUUCUGGGGUUCGCGGGACGGAGGGGACUGCUCGCGGCCUUUCUGGGGGGCUCUUGGCGAGUGUUAGGAUCCCGAGUCUACUAGGACGGCCCGCCCGGAGCUGAGACGCUCCCGGCUGCCUCUUUCAAGCCGUGGCACGAGCCAGCGCUUCUCUCCGUACCUACCUUGUCAGCACUCUAUUCUCCUUUGGCAAGAAAAUUAAGAAGGAAGGGAUGGCUACGGACUUGCUGCCUGCUCAGGAGUCUGUGACAUUCAGAGAUGUGGCUGUGCUCUUCAGCCAGGAUGAAUGGUUGCAUCUGGACUCUGCCCAGAGAACCUUGUAUCGGGAGGUGAUGCUGGAGAAUUACAGCAGCCUGGUCUCACUCGCAGGAAUUCCAUUUUCAACACCGAAGGUGAUUUGCCAGUUGCAACAAGGAGAAGAUCCCUGCAUGGUGGAAAGAGAAGCUCCUCCAGACACAUGCCCAGAUUUCAAGACUUUGCCUGAGAUAGAAGAAUUGCCUGCUUCACAGGACGUUUUUAUUGAAGCAACAACUCAUGGAAUAAUAAAGAAAAAAUCCACUAAGUAUGUUCCCCGGGACAUCAACUUUGGAGAAACUGUGAAAUCUGAGAGGAGCAUAGUACAGGAGAAACCUCUUAGGCAAAUGGCAGCCUCCCCCAAAAAAACCAUCAGCGGAGGUAGAAACCCUACAAGUCUUGAACUAGAGAAAGGCUCAUUGAUAAACAAAAUUAUUGUUUCACAACAGAGUAUUCCCAUAGAAAGGAUACCCAAUAUGUAUUACACUUUUGGGAAAGAUUUUACACAAAAUUUUGAUUUAAUGAGAUGCUUCCAAAUCUACCCAGGAGCAAAACCUCAUGUCUGUAACGAAUGUGGGAAGAGCUUCACCCAGAGUCUUCAUCUUCUUGAACACCAGAGAAUUCAUACUGGGGAAAAACCCUACAAGUGUAAUGAGUGUGGGAAAGCCUUCAGCCACAGGUCUUCCCUUCUUACCCAUCAGAGAAUCCACACUGGAGAGAAGCCUUACAAAUGUAAUGAAUGUGAGAAAGCUUUUAGCAGCAGUUCAACUCUGAUCAAACAUCUGAGGGUGCACACUGGAGAGAAACCCUACCGAUGUAGGGAAUGUGGUAAAGCCUUUAGCCAGUGUUCAACCCUCACUGUGCACCAGAGAAUUCAUACUGGAGAGAAACUCUAUAAAUGCAGUGAAUGUGAGAAGGCCUUCAACUGUAGAGCCAAAUUGCAUAGACAUCAAAGAAUUCAUACAGGUGAGAAACCAUAUAAAUGCAGUGAGUGUGGGAAAGGUUACAGCCAGUUUGCCUCCCUAGCUGAACAUCAGAGACUCCAUACUGGAGAACAACUGUGUCAAUGUUUAGAAUGUGGGAGAACCUUCACACGCAUCUCCACCCUUAUUGAACAUCGACGGAUUCAUACUGGACAGAAACCCCAUCAGUGUAACGAGUGUGGGAAGACCUUCAACCAGUAUUCAUCCUUUAAUGAACAUCGGAAAAUUCAUACUGGGGAAAAACUUUAUACAUGUGAAGAAUGUGGGAAAGCCUUUGGUUGCAAAUCCAAUCUUUGUAGACACCAGAGAAUCCACACUGGAGAGAAACCCUACCAGUGUAAUCAGUGUGGAAAGGCAUUCAGCCAGUAUUCAUUCCUUACUGAACAUGAGAGAAUCCACACUGGAGAGAAACUCUAUAAGUGUAUGGAAUGUGGGAAAGCCUACAGUUACAGAUCAAACCUCUGUAGACACAAAAAAGUCCACAAUAAAGAAAGACUCUUUAAAUGGAAUAUGGAAAACCUUUUAUCUAUGGCUCCUCCCUUACUCAGUACCAGAGAUACUUGAGAUGAGAGAAGUCUAUGAACUUUAAUUCAUCUCUUUCAUAAUCCAGGACUUUUCACUGGACAAUAAUCAGGAGAAUAGUAAAUAAGGGGACCUAAUAGAUUUAAUCUUUUUACUUUUAUAGGAAAAAAGCUAGUUACACUAAGUCAUGGUAAAUAGACCAGUGAAAAUACGAAGAGCACUGACUUUUCAUUUUAUAAGAACCACUGGAUUCUAAGGUUUCCAAAAACUUUUCAUUUUUUUAAAUUUGUAGAAAAAUUAUAAAUGUCCUCACUUUUUAAAAAAGCAUAAAUAGUAGUUGAAUAAGUUUUCUUUCUCUGUCAUUAGAUCGUAAUCUCUAAGAGUAAGCUUUAGUUUAUGAAUUUCCUUUAAAAAAUAGUGAUUGAGUUAAUGUGAAUAAGCAUGGGGUCUCAUUUCUAAAAAUGUCAGGUUCAGGUUGCAGAUAGUGGCACAUACCUAUAAUCCCAAUGACUUGGGAGCAUGAGGCAGGAGGAUCACAAGUUCAAAGCCAGCCUCAGCAAUUUAACAAGACCCUAAGCAACUUAGUGAGAUCCUGUCUUAAAUGAAAAUAAAGGACUGGGGUUAUGCUCUGUGGUAGAACGCUUGCCUAGCUGCUUGCCUAGCAUGUGUGAGGCACUGGACUCAAUUCUCAGCACCACAUUAUUUAUUUAUAAAUAAAUUAAGUAAAAGGCCCAUAAACUAUAUAUAUAUAUAUAUAUAUAUAUAUAUAUAUGAAUGAAUAAAAAUAAAGAGUGCUGAGAUGGGUAGAGCUGGAUUGUGACUCAGUGGUAGAGCACUUGCUUAGCACACAUGAGGCACUGGGUUCAAUCCCCAGCACCAAAUACAAAAAACUAAAUAAACAAAGUUAUUGUGUCCAUCUACCACUAAAAAAUAUUAAAAAAAAAAAAAAGUGCUGGGAUGGGGAUGUGGCUCGGUUAAGUUCCCCUGAGUUCAAUCCCUGGUACCAUAAACAAAACAAAUGAAAAUGGCAAGUCAACAUCGGUAGCUUUCCUAUUAAUAAAAAGUUAUUAAAGAUAAAAAGGAAUUCUUUAAAUUUAACUUUUCAUGUGGAAAUGACAAAGCUCUUUUUGCCCCAUAGCAAGUUAUAUGUAUAUGUGUGUGUAUAUACACACACAUUUAUGUAUACACAUGUACAGUCAAAGUAAAAUUAGAUACACAUGUGUCACUUAACAGUGGUUAAGUUUUGAAAACAAUGUUUUUGUCUAACAAUGCAUUGUAUAGUUACACACAGCUUGAUGAUCUAGAUAAAUUUGAAUGCCCUCUUGAUGCAAUCAAGAAAUGCGGAAAAACACAAGAUAUAUGGAGCUGCUAUGGUGUAACAUAGCAUACUGUUUUGUAGUAUUUUUUAUGAGUAGAAGGUGUAUAAAAUUACAGGAAGUAUAGCAUGGUAAUAUGUAAGCCAGUAAUAGUUGUUUAUCGUUAUUAUCAAGUAUUAUGUACUGUAAUAAUUGUAUGUGCUAUACUUUUAUCUGACUGGUGGCACAGUAGGUUUGUUUGUACCAGCAUUACCACACAUGAAUAAUGUGUUGUGUUAAGAUAUUACAAUAACUGUGACCUCAUGGUAUAGCUGCAAUGGCACUGAGUGGUAGGAAUUUUUCAGUUUGAUUAGGAUUUUAUGAGACCACAAUUGUAUAUGUAUUUCAUCAUUAACCAAAACAUCAUUGUAUAGCACAUGACUGUAUAUACAUCCAUAUGUGUAUAUAUAUAUGCAUGUGUGUGUAUUCAUAUACAGAGUUUUGGAAAUUUUUAUUCGGAAGUCCUUAACAAUUGCAAAAUGCAGUCUUACUAAUUUAGAAUUUAGUUUUUAAAAUUAAAAAUUUGCCCAAAGGGCAAAAGUGCUUUCCUAUAUUCAUCUCAAAUUGGUAUGGUUCUAUGUGGCUGAAUAGAGGAGUCUUAUUAUAGUACCAUAGUUAAACUGAAGGAGGUGGAAAGACUGUCAUGCAAAUACUUUCUUUGUUGCAAAGAGUAAAAUAUUUGACAGAAUUUCUUACUAUACACUUGGUAGCAUGUAAGAGCCAAGAGACAUUUAGUUUAAUUUAAUUAUAGUCUUUCAUCUUUCUAAUGAAUUGGAGUUCAAUGGACAGAGUUAAGACAAAAAUUGAGAUCUUUAGCUCUUGUGUUCUGUGAUAAUUAUUAUAAAUUCAUUUCCAUCCUCUAGUCCUGAGAGCAUCUUUGUUUUAUAACCUGGUUAGAUGCGAUUGCAAUAAUUUAAUAAGUUAUCUUUUUAUCUUUGAGGGUUCCCCCUCACUAUAAUCUUAAUAUUUGACUUGCAAUCAUAGUCUUUUUUCUUAUGAACCUCUGAUUGUACUUACAUUUAUACUAACUAUUUAAAUACCCCAAUCCAGGGCUGGGGAUGUGGCUCAAGCGGUAGCACUCUCGCCUGGCAUGCGUGCGGCCCGGGUUCGAUCCUCAGCACCACAUACAAACGAAGAUGUUGUGUCCGCCGAUAACUAAAAAAUAAAUAUUAAAAUAAAUAAAUAAAUAAAUAAAUACCCCAAUCCAGCUAAUGUCCACAUGGUAUAGUUGUUUGGGGGUAUUUGUUAUAUAAGGUUGCCUUUUUAUUACAUAUUUUCUAGGAAUUCUUAUGUGUAAAGUUAUAUAUGAACAUUUUGUUACUAAACAUUCUAUUCAUUACUUAAACAUUUAAUUCCCCCAGGACUAUUUUCUUCAAUUCUACAUUUGACUUUCAUAGUUGGUAUUAUUUUAAAAAUUGUUUUAGUUCAAUUAGCUAGACUUUAUAUACUUCUUAAUUGACUUGUUUUAGUUCAUCAGAAAGUAUAAUUUUAUGUAUUUAAGUGUGCGUAUAUAUAUAUAUUAUAUGUACACACACACACACUUACAAGGAAAAUAAGACUUUUAAACAGACCUCAAUACUAAACAUUGUACCCAAUAUAGUAAAUAUACUUAGUACCCAAAUUUUGGUUUCUAAAUGCAUUCCCACUAAGAGAGUUCUUUGGAGAAAUGACCGAUUCCAUGUUUGGAGCAGGGAAAGUAUAAGGUAUGCCUGGGGUAUCAUUUUGUGAAAAAAAAUAAAUCUUAAAAAUAGCAUUGAGGAUUAAUGGUGGAAUAUCAAGAAGGACACAAGAGCCAACUUGAGGGUCCUCCCACUGUUCAAAUUUAGGAUAAUUUAAACAUCAAAAAGAUUAAUCAUUGAGGGGUGGGGUUGUGUGCAGUGGUAGAGCACUUGCCUAGCAUGUGUGAGGCACUGGGUUCGAUCCUCAGCACCCCAUAUAAAUAAAUAAAGAUCCAUUGACAAAUAAAUAUUUUUAAAAAAAGAUUAAUCAUUGAAAUUUGUUGUAAUGCACUAAGGGAAAAAAAAGCUCAUAUAGACAAAGCUCUUCAUAAAAUUAUUUGAAGAAUGCAAUUUUUCAAAAUACAUAGAAUGAUUUAGGAAAAUUAAGGAACAUUGUUUACAUGAUGUCAAAAACCACAAAUACCAAGUGCAAAAAAAAAGAAUAUUUGUUUUUAUAAUCAGAUGUAGUUAUUAAACUGUUUCACUACUUAUGUAAAAAGCUGACAUGUGGCUUCUGAUGAGAUAUAAAAUGAAGUAUAAUCUUCAAUAUACUUCACUAUACUUCAAUAAUCUACAAUAUACUACCAAAAUGUUUAAUGAAAAUUAAAUCUACUAUCUAGACUUAUCCUCCUGUUCACAAGAAAUAUAAGGAAUAGAGGAAUAAGUUUAAUUACAGAGUGAGAAAAUAGACGAAUCCAGUGUUGGGGACUUUGUACAAGACAACUGAUCUAAACUUUUCAAAAAGCCAAUAUAAUAAAAGGUGGACUCUUCUAGAAUAAGAAACCCAAGAGUCAUACAAAUGCAAAAUGUGAUCCUUUAUUGAUUUCUGACUCAGAAAAAAAUAAAACAGCUAUAAAAAGACAUUGGGGGAAUAUUUGAGGAAACGGGAGUAGAAUGGAUAUUAGAUAAUGUGGUAUGUUUCACUUUCUUAGGAAGUGAUGAUGGUAUUGAGGAUAUAUAGGAUAAUGCCCUUAUUCUUAGGAGAUGCAUGCAGAAGUUUUUUAGGUUUGAAAAGUCAUGAUGACUGCAGGAUAUUUUCAAAUAAAUAUGUAAAAACAUUAGCUGUUGUUGAAACUUUGUAUUGAAUAUAGGGAUAUUUAUUGGUCAUCCUUUAAACUUGUUUGUAUGUUUAAAUUUUUAAUAAAAAUUGAGGCAAAAAGUGA